Molecule: messenger RNA, 3453 nt
Organism: Camponotus floridanus (Florida carpenter ant)
Lineage: Eukaryota; Metazoa; Arthropoda; Insecta; Hymenoptera; Formicidae
Gene: DUBAI
Product: ubiquitin carboxyl-terminal hydrolase 35
Exons: 3
Coding region: 189-2840 (883 amino acids)
Biological process (GO): protein deubiquitination
Cellular component (GO): nucleus; cytosol
Molecular function (GO): cysteine-type endopeptidase activity; cysteine-type deubiquitinase activity
Source: RefSeq, a predicted model, not a curated record
UGUAAUUUAUGGCGCGCGGUGCACUUCCUAUUUUUUUCCCCUUCGUGCUUUUUCACCACCAUGAAAUCAUUUUCAUUUUCACGCGAAUCAUCAUCGAUUGAGGGUUAAUGGUAGCAAUUCCCGUUGUCGAGCCUCAGCCAAGGGAUAAGUCGUCGACGUAACUCGAUUUUCGCGUCCGAUCGAACGAGAUGGAUACCGAGCAUAUUCUGAAGAAUGACAUCGGACGAUGUUUGAAAUUAAUAUUAUCGGGAAACGACGUGGCCAUCAACGACGGCUGGCUGAAGCUGAAGAACCUGCGGGACAAUCGGGAGUUCGGUCAACUGAUCGACUGCGAGGAUACGCUCAGGGAUACCCUCAGGGGUCACGUACGCAACGUGUCGGAGGUGCCCAAGAUCCUGACGUGGAUGUCGUCAUACGUAAUCGAGAAACGUUUCAACGUCAAUCCGAUCUCCAACGACGUUGCCCUGCUCCUGCGAAAUACGGACAUCGGUGACAUGUCGCGACUGACCGAGCUCCUCAACACAUUGGCGGAUAACCGAGUGUACCUGCCAAGAUCAGCGAAUCACGCCAAGCUCUGCGAAGCUAUAGUCAUGAGUCUGUCUUCCUUCCAAAUGCCCUUGGAGGCGAAAAAAAUUUUAGAUUUCUAUGACAACACUAGCAAGAUUCAGCACUUUCUCAAAAUACUAUGCUCCAACACAAAGAACGGGGAGCGUGACAUCCUAAUAUUUACCUGUCUCCAAACCCUAUACAAUAUCAUCUCGGACACAGACAGAAAGCAGGAGCCAGGUCCAGGUCUUGCCGCUAUAUUGCAGUUGGUGGAGUCCUCCGUUAUUCCGCAGGCAGUAGAUUGGAUUCUGUCCCAAUCGCAUUCCGAUCAGCAGUUGGUCCAGGCCCUAAAAGUUUUGUGCAAUUGGCUCCCGCAAUGGCGUGAGGAUCGCCUCAGUGUUUGGAUAAUGGAAUUUAUACACGGUUUGGAAAAACAGCACAAAUAUUCCACUCUUCUGGAGCUCACAGAAUCUUCGGUAGAUAUAGUAAUGUUAAUGUGCAAGGUGUUGCUGAUACCGAUAAUACGCCAGAAUGCUUCCAAUAUUAUAUUUUACAUUUUAAAAAGGCAAAGCUCAUUAUUGGUUAUUCAAAAUAUAGUUAGAAGAAUACCAGCAUUGAUAAAGGAUUUGAUGAAGGAGGAAUCGGAUUCCAGUAAGGAAUGUAUACAAAAUUUAGUUGAUAUUAUGAAAGUAUAUAGCAAAAGAUUUUCGACAUGUAUAUCAACAUGUGGAAGUACCGAGAAUUAUUCUUACCCUGUAUUACCGCGGUUGCAAGUUGUAACAGAGCUUUACAGGGAACCGGUGUGGAUAGACGAAACAAAGGAGUUUGAACCAAUUGUGGAAUCGGAAAGACCAUUAUCUGGAAAAGUUGGACUUUCCAAUCUUGGGAACACUUGCUACAUGAACAGUGUGCUGCAAGCCUUAUUAAUGACCAGACAAUUUUGCCAGGAAGUACUGAAUUAUCAUCCUUUGAAUGAGGCAGGAAAAACGCCUUUGCUGGAGAAACUGCAAAAUUUGUUUGCAUUAUUGUUAUAUUCUAAGAGAAUAUGCUUGGCACCUACUGAAGUGUUACGAGCUUCGCGACCUACAUAUUUUUUGCCUGGACAGCAACAAGACAGUUCAGAAUUCCUCUGUCAUCUGUUGGAUGUUUUGCAUGAACAAGAAAAAUCUGCCAAUAUAAACUGUGGAGGAAGUGACACAGCAACUCUUAAAUGUAAAAUUGAGAAACAAGAAGACAAUGUAAUAUUGCCGACAGAAUCAACGAAAAGUAUCAUUAAGCGUUGGACAACCGAAGAAGAUCUAACGGAAGGUUUGGCAUUGCAACGGAAAACACAAUCAUUAGCGGACUUUACGCGAGGUGAAGAGCUAGGACAGCGGCUCAGCGAUUCUCAUUCAGAUUCGACAGACAGCGGUAUACAAUCCGUAGGUGGUGAAGAGACAGGCGCUUAUACAUCGCUUGUACACAGAGUAUUGGGUGGGGAGUGUCAGAUCACAUACCAAUGCGCACAAUGUGACACUAGUUCUCGCAACACGGACAAAUUUCGCGAUCUGCAAUUGUGCUUUCCCGAAGAAAUACAAGAGAAUCAGGAAGUUUCUGUUCAGGACCUCAUCAACUAUUAUCUCACGCCGGAAAAGUUAACGGGAGAGAACAAGUAUCGAUGCGACAAAUGUACGAAAUUGUGCGACGCACAGAGAAUCAUUACAAUUCUGCAGGCACCCGCGCACUUAGUUCUUACGUUAAAACAUUUCCGAUAUGAUUUUGACACGCGAUUGAGGACGAAACUUCGGCAUAAAGUGACAUACAACGAUACUAUACGGCUACCGGUAUCGGCAAUACCGUGUACCGCAGCCGAGACGUAUCAUUUGUACGCCGCUGUCGUACAUUCUGGUUAUAGCAUGGAUUACGGGCACUAUUUCACAUACGCCUGUGAUUCCAAGCAAAAUUGGUACAAAUUUAACGAUAGUUUUGUAUCCCAGACCACGUUCGAGGACUUCAAAAGCUUGAAACCACCCGACACACCUUAUAUAUUGUUUUAUGAAAAAUCAGGAAUCCACGACGGGAUCUACGAAGAUGACAAACCCGAAUUAUCAACUCUGAGCAAAGGUAUACAGGAACUGAUAGCGAAUGAUACUACGGAUUACAUAGAGGAGCUGAGACGGCGAGCGACAGCGUCACAACGUAGCCAACUUCCAACAAGAUCCUUGAGGCAACAUAAUAAUUCCGAUGAUGAUAAUCCGCCACCUAGUAGCUGUCGCGGUGCAAUCGACGUCCCGGCGAACCGUUUUCUUUAUUAAACGAGAUAAUAUAUUAUAUGAGAAAAUGGCGAAGGUCUUGCCAAUCGCAUCAACAGCUCUGUUCUAACAAUAAGUAUUUUAUAUAUGUGUAGAUAAAAGAAUUACAAUCAUCACAAAGUAAUCUUAGCAUAUUAUGGUUCUACACCAUAUCGUAUCGCUAUGGAAAACUUUUAUAAGAAUUGAUAUUAGUUCGCAUUUUACAUCUACAAAGUGAAAUAUACAUCACUGUACAUGUUCAUCACACUAGUGUAACUCAAUGAUAGCUGUACAAAAAAAGUUAUAGCAGCUGUACGCGAUAGAAUACAAGGUGCAAUUAUCAUCCAGAGGUUGAAUCUGUGCAAAUGAAUUUGUAUGUAGAUAAAAUAUAAAUCGAUACACAUGAGAAUAAUAUUUAUACGAACACAGGCAGAUACAUUUAUGUAUACAUGAAAGAUAAGUAAGCAUCCCAAACAGCACACAUGUCCAAACGACAUCUAAAAAAUGACUUAAAGAUGUCUUAAAGUCCUUUAGACAUUUUUAAGACAUCUUUUGGCCUUUUUGUGCUGUCUGGAAUUAAGGCUAUUACAAAUUAAUGUUUCUAUUUUCCAAUCGCUAAUAAUGUAUAUAAAAAAAG